UCCCCUCUCUUUUUGGAUUAGGUAUCCCAACUUCUUUCAAUCAUUCCUCUUCUUUUUUGGAGAUCAUACUUGAAUUGCAGUCAGCUAUCAGCUCUCAAUCAACAACUAUCGACUCCUCUUUUUUGUGUUCUUCCUUUUCGAGACACCACCACAGAGCCUCAACACACCACACGAUCGACGAACGGCUUUUCGAGAUAUCAGCUCUCUGAAACAGCUCACGACUACUCUUCACGAUGAAGUCUUCCCUCUUGGUGCUCACGCCCGCCACGGCGGCUCUCGCUUUUCCCGACUGUGGUCAGCCAUGCAUUGCUCCCGCGCUCGACUCGUCCGGAUGCGCCACGCUUGCGUGCCUCUGUGAGAGGACUCAUGAGCUCCAGACCAUGUUCGAGUGUUUCAUGGCCAAUUGCAACGCCCAAGAGUACCACCCUGCCAUCACGCGCAUCUCCAAUGACUGCAUAAAUCACGGCCCGGCUCAGUAUGCUGUCCCGAUGAGCUACAUUUCUGGCUCUACCAAGAUUGCCUCUCCCUCUGUUGACCGCAUGCCCUAUUCGCUCAACCCAACUCUGCACCUUUUCACUACCAAUCCCACCUCCAUCAAGGAGAAUUGCCCUGACGGCAGUGGAAAUGGCAACGGCAAUGGUGGUUCCGGUCUCGGUGCCGGCGGCCUGCCUCCCAGUUUCCCCUUUGGACCUGCAGGAAGCGGCGCUGGUGCUUACGGCAAUGGAGCUGGGAAUGGCGCUGGCAAUGGCGGAAAUGGUGGCAACGGCAAUGGUGGCAAUGGUGCUGGCUCUGGUCUUGGAGGCUUUGGUGCCGGAGCUGGGGCUUAUGGCAACGGUGCUGGCAAUGGCGCUGGCAAUGGAGCUGGCAAUGGAGCUGGCAAUGGAGCUGGCAAUGGAGCUGGCAAUGGUUUCGGAGGCAAUGGAAACAGUGAUCUCGGCAACAGUGCUGGCAAUGGAGCUGGCAACGGUCUCGGAGUCAAUGGCAUCGGCGGUCUCGGCAACAGUGCUGGCGGCCUGGGUGAUGGUUCUGGUGCUUAUGGCAAUGGUGCUGGUGCUGGCAAUGGUGCAGGAAACGGCGGCCUGGGCAAUGGUUCUGGCAACGGUCUCGGAAAUGGCGGUAGUGGUGCGAACAAUGGCAAUGGAGGCAUGGGAGACUGCAGUGGCAUGGGCGGAGGUGCCGGAGGUCCCGGUGGCGGUGCUGGAGGUCUGGGCAAUGGUGCCAGCGGUCCCGGCAAUGGUGUUGGAGGCCUCGGUAAUGGCGCCGGCGGUCUUGGCUACAGCUCCGGAGGUCCGGGCGGCGGUACCAGCAAUGGCAACGGCAACAUUGGUGCCAGCAACAAUAACGGCAACAGCGCUGGUAACGGUAACAAUAACGGAAACGGGUCAGGCAAUGGCAACGGCGCUGGCAGCGGUGCACCAUGCCCUGAUGGUAACGGCAACGGCAAUGGAAAUGGAAACGGAAACGGAAAUGGCAACAAUGGCGCUGGCAAUGGAGGCAAUGGAGGCAAUGGGAACGGAAAUGGUGGCAACGGCAGCAACGGCGGUGGUGGCGCUGGCGGCCCUCUCCCUUCACCCGCUCAAAUGCAAGGUCCCCUCGUCCAAACUAUCUUUGUGAUUGGAACUCCAAGCCCCGAAGCCAUUGUCCCGGGAUCCGGAGCUGGAAACGGCGGCGGUAAUGGAAAUGGUAAUGGCAGUGGCAGCGGCAACAGCAAUGGAUCUGGUGCUGGCAAUGGGAAUGGAGGCAACGGUAGCGGCAACGGCAACGGCGCUGGCAAUGGUGGUAACGGCGGCAAUGGAAAUGGAAAUGGCAACGACGCUGGCGCUGGCAACGGAGGCGCUCCAGCACCUACCCCUUGUCCCACAGGUUCCGGUCCCUCAUCAUUCCUCGUCCUCACCAUCACCGUCCCUCAGCCUGCGCGAGUUGUGGAGAAGAAGCAAUAUUGGAACGCCAACGUCAUGGCCUAUGGUGGUCCCGAUGAUGGUGCUGGUGCCGCACCGGGCAGCGGCGGCUCAGGAGUAGCACCAGGCAACGGCAACGGCGGCUCUGGAUCAGCGCCCGGCAGUGGAGGCUCCGGAGUGGCGCCUGGUAAUGGCAACGGCGGUUCGGGUGUAGCACCUGGCAAUGGCGGCAUGGGACCAGGCAAUGGAGGCUCUGGAGUGGCUCCUGGGAACGGCAAUGGUGGUUCAGGAUCAGCGCCAGGAAACGGCGGCUCUGGAUCAGCGCCCGGCAGUGGAGGCUCCGGAGUUGCGCCCGGUAAUGGCAAUGGAGGAUCGGGCGUAGCACCAGCAAACGGCGCGCCUCCAGCACAGGUCACCCAUUCUCUGGCUGACACCAACACGCCUUCUGUCGGUCUUCUGCUCAUUCCUGUCACGGUCAUGAUCGGCUGGGGAUCUCUUCUUCUCUUCGUCUAGGGUGAACAUGGCUAUAAUUUCCUUUCUUAUGUCUGAUGGACCAUAGUAUCUCAUGUUAUGGGAGUGCAAAGAGACUAUAGCGGUUAUUGGAGGGUCAUGUUGAUAUUAUCUGAGUAGAAAGAUUAGCAUUAUUGAGGGACCAACGGAUUCGGGCACUUGUAAGAUAUUUGAUUUGAGAAACACGAGGGGCUGACUAGACUAAUCAAUCGUGUUCCUUCAACUUUAAGUCUGACAUCGUGAUGUCCUAGUUCUUCAU
Molecule: messenger RNA, 2667 nt
Organism: Neurospora crassa OR74A
Lineage: Eukaryota; Fungi; Ascomycota; Sordariomycetes; Sordariales; Sordariaceae
Exons: 2
Coding region: 234-2411 (725 amino acids)
Source: RefSeq, a predicted model, not a curated record